Messenger RNA from Coniophora puteana RWD-64-598 SS2, 1817 nucleotides. RefSeq lists its product as uncharacterized. The transcript has 6 exons. The record is from RefSeq and is a predicted model, not a curated record. NCBI's taxonomy places the organism in Eukaryota, Fungi, Basidiomycota, Agaricomycetes, Boletales, Coniophoraceae. The coding region runs from base 65 to 967 and encodes 300 amino acids.
CGACAGCUGUCGGGAAGCGUUCCACCCCCGCCCUUCGCUUCCCGCCGCAGAGGCCAGCAAAACGAUGAGCGAGCAGCUCGCCAACGAGCGCUCCCUGUACGUCGGGAACGCCGUUAGCUCUGUCAUCUAUGGCAUGAAUGUAAUGUUGUAUCUUCAGACUUACCAUCGUCUGAGCGUCCGUACUCGCAAGACACACCCCAAGACUUUCUAUCAUAUUUAUGGAGCGCUUCUGCUGCUCUUCCUGACACUCGUUGUGGCCACCGACCAACUUGCCGGUCAACUCGCUUGGAUUGAAAACCGAGAUUAUCCUGGAGGAGUGCAAGGUUACCUCAAGGCACACGCGACUGCCUGGUACAACACGCUGGGAACUGUCGCUGUUAUCUCGUUGGAUGCUAUGAGCAACGCCCUUAUGCUUUACAGGUGCUAUUUGAUAUGGAACGAUAGUAUAUCCGCAGUGUUAGCGCUGCUCGUUCUGUACUUCGCAGCCGUAGCCAUGUCUAUCAUGAUGAUGCUCGAAGGCGCACUGCCGGGAAGCAACAUUUUCAAAGGCCUGGCGGUUCAAUACGGAAUCAUAUGGAUCGCAUUGACAGUCGUAUUCAACAUCUUCAUCACCGUGAUGAUUUCCUUCCGUCUCAUACGCGUCUACCGACGGCUCAAGCAUGUGCUGCCGACGGAGACAUUGAAGCCGUACACGAGCACGGUCGCAAUCAUCGUAGAGUCAUUUUUGCCCUUCACGAUUGUGAACAUUGCCUACAUGGUCACGUUGAUCAAGUCGAGCCCCGCAGAGGUUGCUAUCGCAGCGGUAUGGCCUAAUUUCUGCGUAUUGGCGCCUCAGCUCAUCAUCUUCAGGGUGGCAUCAGGCGUAGCAUGGUCCAAGGAUACCACUCAUGUCACGUUUACGACCGUUUCCCCAGAACUCAGCGAUCAGAGUUCCAUUGAUUACCGGGUCUCUGUUGAGAUUACUUAGCGAUUUAAAUUACAUCCAAGUGGCUUGUCCUCUGUACGAUACCAUCCUUCGAGUGUUGUUUUGUAUUCAGCAUGUAUUACACCGUCAUUCCUUGUAACAAGUUUAACUCAACUGCAAAAAGCGACUGAAUAUUAAUUUUGAAGAGUUUUGAAGUCUUUCGAGGGCAGCUCCACCGCUUCAGAAGAAGGCAUCUAGUCAUCGUGGAUAUCUUACGAAUUCGGCGCUGGGAGCAGGAAAGGACAUCUUGCAGAAGCACGGCGAGUGACUUCGACCUCUUGCCGUACAAACCAAGAGUAACAGACCGUCUCCUACCCAUGACGAAUAUCGCCCUGACAGGGAACUCGCCCGACAAGUGACGAUGGCUAACCGAGAUGCCUGCCAGCUGAUACUAAUCAAAGAAAACAAGUCAAAAUCGAGAUAGCUCACCUUCCUCAACGUCGUAUCUGGGUCUCACCGCACGUAGGGCGCAGCGGAUCCUCCACAAAGCUACGAGUCCCUGGGUAGCUUCAUCGCCUCCUCGGCCACCUUCUUACGACCGCCCGUGAGCAGCGUGACAUAGUCUGCCCCGCUCAAGAUGUGCCCCUCCGGCUUGCCCUGGCCAACUUUGGGUUUAGCGCGUUCCUUCAGGCUCGCGCGCUUCUUGGCUGCUUGCGAUGCGGCGGUGGCAUCAGCAGCAGGGGUGGACACUUUCUUGUGCUCUGAUGUAUAGGCGGCGUGCUUGCUCGAUGGAGCAGAGGCAGACUCUGCGGAAGGCUUUUUGACGCGUUUAUGGAGUUUCGCGCUACGACCCAUACGUAUGUUUGAUACCGGUUAUCGCGAAUCGAAAGACAGGAGCAGCGAGAACCUUGGC